AUGGCUUAUACGGCCGCACCCCUUUGCAUCCUAACACAGAAUUGUCGAGGCCUGAACAUGCCUGAAAAACACUUACAUCUCCUACAGGAACUUAAAAGUAAACAGGUCACGAUAGCACUGCUACAGGAAACACACCUCAAACCGACAGAUACACACAGAUUAAAAGAUAGACACUACCCAACCAACUGCCAUAGCACCCACCCUACUGCGCAAAAGACAGGGGUAGCGAUACUUAUAGCCGCUAACACCCAAUUCACCCAGACCGACCAACUCGCAGACCUGAGGGCACGGUAUCUCGGAAAACCAUUCACCACAAUCUAUGACAUUCACCACAUUUGUUUUUACGCAAGACGAUUCGCCAAGUGACGUUUAUCAUAGGAGGGGACUUCAACACACCACUUGACCCAAUAAUCGACUCAUCGACCGGGCACAGCAGUAUAUCACAAAUCACGAUCAGGGCGAUAAGGAAGACCCUGCGAGACCUGAGAUUAGUAGAUGCAUGGAGGUCCUUACACCCGACAGACCGGGAUUAUACGCACUACUCAGCUAUACACAGGAGAUACUCAUGUAUUGACUACAUCCUCAUACAACAAGAAGGCCUGCAACGAUUGCAGUCGGCGGAGAUCCUACCGACACCGUGGUCAGACCAGAGCGCAGUGUCCAUACGCCUGGAUUCCCCUCUGUUCAGACCCACAAGGACGGCGUGGAGAUUGAACGAGUCGCUCCUAUCAGAUCCAGAAGUGAAGACACAAUUGACAGAACAUCUGAACAACUACUUUACUGAGAACAACACGGAAGACGUAUCUAAAGUGACGCUUUCAGAAGCCCACAAGAGUGUGCUCCGGGGACACUUCAUAAGGAUUGCAUCUCACAAAAAAAGGAAGCACAGCAACACAUGA
Molecule: messenger RNA, 899 nt
Organism: Pelobates cultripes (western spadefoot toad)
Lineage: Eukaryota; Metazoa; Chordata; Amphibia; Anura; Pelobatidae
Source: the annotation of a GenBank genome assembly